Messenger RNA from Bombyx mori (domestic silkworm), 3801 nucleotides. RefSeq names its product nuclear RNA export factor 1. Lineage: Eukaryota; Metazoa; Arthropoda; Insecta; Lepidoptera; Bombycidae. The record is from RefSeq and is a predicted model, not a curated record. The transcript is spliced from 15 exons. Gene Ontology annotation, molecular function: RNA binding; protein binding. Bases 1097 to 3709 code for a protein of 870 amino acids. Gene Ontology annotation, biological process: poly(A)+ mRNA export from nucleus. Gene Ontology annotation, cellular component: nucleus.
UUUUUUUGUUGCUUAUAUGUGUGGACGAGCUCACAGCUCACCUGGUGUUAAGUGGUUACUGGAGCCCAUAGACAUCUACAACGUAAAUGCGCCACCCACCUUGAGAUAUAAGUUCUAAGGUCUCAAGUAUAGUUACAACAGCUGCCCCACCCUUCAAACCGAAACGCAUUACUGCUUCACGGCAGAAUUAGGCAGGGUGGUGGUACCUACCCGUGCGGACUCACAAAAGGUCCUACCACCAGUACCACCACCAUAUACAUAAAUUGAGAGAGAAGAGUAUUUAAAUUGUUUUGUUUUAACUAUAAGUUCCAGCUACCUAUGCGCGGACUGGUACGUGAGCUCACAUGCUCAACAUGUGAAAGCUUGCUAGCACCAGGAUCGGAAGAGCCUAAAAGCACCUGGAGUAAAUUUUGGGGAUCCGAACAGAAAUAUUUCUGGCGACAGCGACUUUGCGUUAACUCGUCGCCUGGAUCAGAUAAGAAACCAUAAUAUCGACAACCUCUUUACACUUAUGAAAUUACGCCGUGCAGAUUAGAACCUAGAUGUCGCUAUGUUCCAGAUACUAUUGAAAAUCCCCUUCAAGUGAAGGAGACCAUUUGUUUUAGUAUUUUAUUAAAUGUAGUGUUUCGUCAACACAGUCUAAAUUCAAACUCAACUUUAUCACAGACUAAAAUCAACAGUGCUUGAAAAUACUAAAGAAACGAAAUCCUUACGCUUUUGCCGUAAAUUCGAUGUCAGUUUCAUAACGUCAACGUCAAAUGAAAUCAUAUGUUUUCGAAAAUUAAACAUAAUAUUGUCAUGUUAACACAAUAAUAAUAUGCUUUUGUCACACUCGUGCAUUUCUGAUAUGUUUAACUUUUUUACAACAGAUUCUCCUUGAAAAGCAAAAUAUACAAAAUAUUAAAUUAAAAUAACCCUCAAACAAUAACAAAAACACCGUGGAUUGUAAUUUUAAUUUUGUGUUUUUUGUGGAUAUUGGUUAUUAAACGAAACAAUUCAUUAAAACUUAAGUGUUUAAAAUGCUUAAUAUUUCUUUAUUAGUAGGUAUAUCUUGAAGAACGCAAAUAUUUACGGUGACAACUGUGAUUUCACAGUAAUGAAAAAACGCAAAGCAAAUUCUAACCUCAUAAGAGUUACAAAUAAUAUUGUACCUAUAAAGCCUAAAAGUGUUCCUGCACCAGCUGGGAACAAGAUGCCGAUUUGGGAGCCUCGUCAACCGAAUGCCGAAAAAACACACAUGCAAGCUCAGACCUCAGCGAUAUCAAAUCCCAAUAUUAUGCAGAUGAACAAUAUCCCUUUCUCAACAAGUUUGACUGCACCUGCAGAGAACAAUAUGCCGGUGUGGGAGCUUCAACAGCCCAAUAUCACAGGAGUACAAGAGAGUCCCUUCCGACUUCAGCUGAAUCCGACACCCCAAACAACACCAAUGUUGCCAAACUUCCAACAUCCGCCCCACGAACAAAUGCAAUACCGACCUCAGUUGCCUAUUCACAUACACAACGACCUGAGAUCUUUUGUCCCGCCCACACUUGGAGUUCAGCCAUCACCAAACUUCGAAUCUAUACUGCAGCAGCAACAGUUACCGAUAAUACAAACUAUACCUCCAACGCAAGCAAUGUUUACGCAACCUUUGCCAUCAACAUCAGCAAUGCAACUUCCGCAACUGAUACCAUCGGCACAACUAAUGCAGCCUGCGCAACCAGUGCUGUCAGUGCCACUCGCGCCACUCAUGCCGUCACCACACCCCAUGCCCGCACCGCUGCCGGUGCCGCCACCGCAGCCACAGGCCCCCUUCCCGCCGAGACAACAAACAUCAGCGGAGAGCCAUGUGAUCGCGUCCCAUCAGAACCCAUCUGCGCGGGACGCGUGCGUCGAACCUCCGAACUACGCAGCCUUGGAUACUUUACAAGAAACAGAAGACAGUAGACAAUCGACAUCACGGGACCCACCAGGGGCGUCCCUAAAUAAACGAGCGGCCCCCCACAAGCGGAGUGCGGCGGAAAAGCAGAAGAAACAGAAACUAACCACACAUUUGAGAUCCGAAAACACUCAAAGACCCCAGCAAGUAGGUAAACCAACAACGUCCAGUGAGUUCACCCCGGUCCAUCUCCGCGAGGACGUGCGGGCCAGCACGGAGCCCGUGGUGAUGCGGUACCUCAUGUCUUGGCCGUGGAAGAACGAAGUCAGGAUUAAAGCUUCUGCGACAGUCAGACACUCCAAGUCGCAGAUGAUAGCGGAGCAAGAGCUGAUGGAACAGCAGUACAGCGACCCGGCGCAGUUCUUCCAGGUGUCGGUGCGCGGGCACGGCGCCGCCCGCCCGGAGCCCGUGCUGGACGCGCUGCUGGCCAGCGUGCGCGGACGCAGCCUCAUCCCCUGCUUCGUCCAGUUGACGGAAGACGAAUGCAAGUUCCUCGUGAUUCGCUGCAAGACGGCGCUGCUGGCCAUACACAAGUACGGGUUCGUGCUGGGCGGCGACGGCGCGCGCAUGACGGUCACCGUCUCCGCGGUGGACAUCACCACGGCGACGCUGGACUUUUUACCCAAAGUCGUCCUCAAGAAGAUUUUGACGUCGAGGUACAAGGACGGUCAGCUGGACCUCAGCGCCUUCACCGCGGGGCCCGACAUAAAACACUUUAUCUACUACCCAUUGAAUCGCGUCAGCAACCAGACGGAGAUAUUCCAAAUAGAGUCCACGUUCAUAUGGGAGAACCUCACGCACCUUAACCUCUCACGCAACAGGAUCACUUCGCUGGUCGGGUUGAACCUGGCGCAGAUGACGCCCCGGCUGCGGCACCUGGACGUGUCGCACAACGCGCUGGGUCGGCUGGGCGCGCUGCUGGCGGGGCGGGCGCUGCCGCUGCGCGCGCUGCUGCUGGAGGGGAACCCGCUGUGCGCCGACUGCACCGACCCCGACCGAUACGUGCAGCUCGUCCAAAUGAUAUUCCCUACGCUCGUCACCCUCGACGGGAUCCACAUCAAGAGGAAAGGGGAAAUCCCGAAGUCAGUCCGCAAGACGUACUGUCCGGACGACGCUAAGGAGAUAGUGCACGAGUUCGUGCAGGUGUACUUCCCACUGCUGGACUCGGCGCUGGAGCAGCGGGCCCACGUGGCGCAGCUGUACCACCGACACGCGCUCGUGGACAUCAGCUACAACCCGGCGCUCAGGUCGCGGCGCGGCGCGGCGGGCGUGUGCGUGCGGGCGCGGCGCGGCGGCGGGCGGGCGGCGCUGCUGCGGCGGCUGGCUCGCUGGCCGCGCCUGCACCACGACCGCCUCUCCUUCACCGUCGACGUCUUGUACCACUCGGACGAAGCCACGAUCUUCAGAGUGGGCGGCGUCGUCAAAUUGACGUCUGAUUGUCUUGCUGACGAAGAAGAGAUGAUCUACUUCAGCAGGACCUUGGUGCUGAAGGCUGAAGGCACGACAGAAUACAAGAUACAUAACGAAAUGCUUUACUGGGACGAAGUCACCGACCAAACUGCAAAAGCCGCCUUCCAGGUAACGGAGGUUCCAACGACGCCGUUGAACCUGAACAUGGAUUCACCCGAGGAUGAAAUAAAACAGAAAAUAGUUGAAAUUUUUAUGUCUAUUACGAAACUUCAGAGUCAACCGAGUGAAAAGUGUUUAGAAUUGAACAAUUGGAACUUGAAGACCGCUCUGGAGUACUUUAUCAAUCUACUAAAAGAUAACAAUUCAGAUGAUAUUAUGUAAUAAAUAAGUAUGAAUAAGAUCUAAAGAUUUGGCAUAAAAAGAAUCCCCUUCUACUAAAAGAUUAAGCUACAUAUUAAAAGACAUGCGAAAUA